Molecule: messenger RNA, 2869 nt
Organism: Sphaeramia orbicularis (orbiculate cardinalfish)
Lineage: Eukaryota; Metazoa; Chordata; Actinopteri; Kurtiformes; Apogonidae
Gene: ccnyl1
Product: cyclin Y-like 1
Exons: 10
Coding region: 815-1852 (345 amino acids)
Biological process (GO): regulation of cyclin-dependent protein serine/threonine kinase activity
Molecular function (GO): protein kinase binding
Source: RefSeq, a predicted model, not a curated record
GUUGUUUGUGAGCACCGGCAACAGAUGGCGGCGGUGGUGGGGAGUAGCACAUCGACCACAUAUCGGACUGGGUGGAGGCAUUAAGGAGAGAGCCCGGUCUCGCUGUCACAUAUAGUAGUCUGAGAGGGGCAGGCGGAUCAAACCUCAUUCCGAUUUUGUUGCCUUCUGUCUCUGAAUCUUUUCUUGUACCGUGAUUUUUCCACCGGAGGCCGCACAAGCCCUGGACUAGAUUUGACGACGGACCCAGCCAAGUGCCCGAGGGCAGCUGUUGGAUUGUUUGGAAACUAUCGGAAAAUGUAUUCGGUAUUAUUUUCCGAGCGGAAAUAGACACAUAUCUGGUACAUGGUAUUGGCUAUGUUUACAGGACAAAAAAAAUCUAAUGCGGAGUACAAAAAAGUUUGAGACCAGCUAACUAGGUAGCUGCCGUGGUGAAGUGCUAGCUAGUUAGCAGCCUAGCAUCCUUACAGCAUGUUGAAUGAAUGAAUGAACGAACGAAUGAAUGAAUUGGAAUUUUGAGAAACAACUGUUUGUUGUUACCACAAACACGAGUCGAAAAUUAAUGUUGUAACACAGCAUGUGCUCGUCGUGUUGACCCUUCAUCGACUGUUACAUUGGACAACCACAAAUGGACAGGAAUGCAAUUCCUAGGAACUGGUGAACAGCGGCCACUUAGCACGCCAAGAUAGUGCUGGGCUAAUACUGACUUCUGACCGCUAAUGUUGGUGAAGCCGGUGCAGGCGAACUUUAGCUAGCUACACAUAUUUGCACUACUUGGACUUGGCUGAAACAGUAUUAAGCCCAAACCCGGUUUGGAAUGGGGAAUACGGUGUCAUGCUGCGUCUCUCCCGAGUCAAGCCCCAAACUACCUUCGAGACAACCGGCGGAGCGGCUGGAGGAGUUCCAGACCAGCACCGAUGUGAGCGAUGAUAACACUGUACCAUACCUGCAGCAUAUAAGCGACAGAGAAGUCCCUGAUGAACUGGCCCUGGAGUCAAACCCGUCAGACCACGCUAGAGCGAGCACCAUCUUCCUCAGCAAGUCCCAGACAGACGUACGAGACAAGAGGAAAAGCAACCAUAUAAACCAUAUCAGUCAUGUAUCUCCUGGUCCACUGUCAAAGAAAUACAGCUCCUGUUCCACCAUUUUCAUAGACGACAGCACCGUCAGCCAACCAAACCUCAAAAGCACAAUCAAAUGUGUCACAUUAGCAAUAUACUACCACAUCAAAAACAGGGACUCGGACAGGUCACUGGACAUCUUCGAUGAGAAGUUGCACCCUUUAUCAAGAGAGCCAGUGCCAGAUGACUACUCCCGUGUCGACCCAGAACACAAGCUGAUCUACCGCUUUGUCAGGACGCUGUUCAGUGCUGCACAACUCACUGCAGAAUGUGCCAUCGUCACUCUGGUUUACCUGGAGCGCCUGCUCACCUAUGCUGAACUGGACAUCUGUCCUGCCAACUGGAAGCGCAUCGUACUGGGUGCCAUCUUGCUGGCUUCCAAAGUCUGGGAUGACCAGGCCGUGUGGAAUGUCGACUACUGCCAGAUCCUUAAAGACAUCACUGUGGAGGAUAUGAAUGAAAUGGAGCGCCACUUCCUGGAGCUGCUUCAGUUUAACAUCAACGUGCCAGCCAGCGUCUACGCCAAGUACUACUUCGAUCUGAGGCAGCUGGCCGACGACAACAACCUCAGCUUCCCUCUGGAGCCUCUCAACAACCAGCGCGCCCAGAAACUAGAGGCCAUUUCCAGACUAUGUGAGGACAAGUACAAGGACCUGAGUCGAGCGGCGAUGAGAAGAUCGUUCAGCGCAGACAACCUGAUAGGUAUCCGACGCUCCAACGCUGUGCUCUCAUAGGCCAGAGCGCUGCCCACAUGCCCACCCAUUCCCACCGCCCUACCCCAGACAAACACAGCCACUUCAACCUGUCCUCUGAAUUUACAGGUAUGAGACAGGAUUCAUCAAGGUCCACAUACAUUUGAGGUGUGACUUUAAAACACUACCAUACAACUAUAGUCAAUAAGAAGGUCUUCCUUACCUGAGCCUUUUUUCCAGGUCCAAUUGUGACCGAGGGAUGAGUCCGAUACAGUCGAUUACCGUAUUUCCUCAAAUAGAAACCAGUUCAACACCGGUUCAAUUCAGUUUAUUUCAAAUAUGCAACAAAAUAAACAAAAUAAUCCUACUUUUGUCCUUAGAAAUAAAACAGUUUGCAAGAAAACAUGAAAACUUUUACAUAUACAUGAAAACAAAAUAGGUCUUUGUUCUUGUAUUCGUAAAGGACUGGGAGGAAAGUUGGUUAACAUGAACAAAUUAAGGCCUUGAAGUGCACACAAACACAGUUCAGUGGAGUGGGAACAGCAGGCAUGGACCAAAAUGCCUCUGGAUGCAAUGUGAUUACUAAAGUCUACUAGUCCUACCUCUUGAUAAAGAGUCCAGAGUUCCCAAGCAUACCUGAACGCAGCAGGAAAGCCCCACCUGACUCAACAGUUGCCGACAAGUGGCAUUUUCUACUAUUGCAACAGUAAAACACUGAUAGUACGUUGACAGUAAUAGAUACUGUCUUUAACUCCCCUACUCUACCCUACCUCAUUUACUUCCCUAUCGCUUUUACCGAGCCACCUUUAGUCAGUCUUAUUGAUUUUUAAACCAGAUGAGUCAGAUGUGUUUAAUAUGGUCAGAUGCAUCAUUGAAAGCUGUGUCAAGGAGAAAAUGAACAAAUGGACGAAGAAACAAACAUCAGAGGUUUUAAGAGCAGUUAUUUUAAAGAAAAUAUACUGUCCUUUUAAUUUAAUGCUGAUGGUACGUGUCAACUGCAUUUAUUCAGUAGGAAGUUUGAUUUUGUUUUUAGUUCUCAAACAACACAAAUCUGAUAAA